AUGGUGCUGCCGCCCCCUGCCCUUCCUGAUCCGCCGCCGCUUUGUCUCGAUGGCCUCACAGUGCUCCUUUGUUUUCUUUUUCCCGUGGUAGGUUUCCAUUUAAUGAGGCAGCUGAGAGGCAUGAGUGUGGUGUUGGUGCUGCUUCCGAUGGUGCUGCUGGUGGUGCUGGCGGGGGCUCAGCGAGCCUGCCCCAAGAGCUGCAGGUGCGACGGCAAAAUCGUCUACUGCGAGUCGCACGCCUUCAGAGACAUCCCCCAGAACAUCUCUGGCGGCUCUCAGGGCUUAUCCCUGCGCUACAACAGCAUCCAGAAGCUGAAAUCCAAUCAGUUCGCAGGCCUGAACCAGCUCAUAUGGCUUUACCUUGACCACAACUACAUCAGCUCCGUGGACGAGGACGCGUUCCAGGGCAUCCGCCGGCUGAAGGAGCUGAUCCUGAGCUCCAACAAGAUCACUCAGCUGCACAACAGAACCUUCCACCCCGUGCCCAACCUCCGCAACCUGGACCUCUCUUACAACAAGCUGCAGGUGCUGCAGUCGGAGCAGUUCAGGGGCCUGCGGAAGCUGCUGAUCCUGCACCUGCGCUCCAACUCGCUCAAGUCGGUGCCCAUCCGCAUCUUCCAGGACUGCCGCAACCUGGACUUCCUGGACCUGGGCUACAACCGCCUGCGCAGCCUGUCCCGCAACGCCUUCGCCGGCCUCCUGAAGCUGACCGAGCUGCACCUGGAGCACAAUCAGUUCUCCAAGAUCAACUUUGCCCACUUCCCACGCCUCUUCAACCUGCGCUCCAUCUACCUGCAGUGGAACAGGAUCCGGUCCAUCAGCCAAGGGCUGACGUGGACCUGGAGCUCCUUGCACAACUUGGAUUUAUCAGGCAACGACAUCACCGGGAUCGAGCCUGGCACCUUCCAGUGCCUCCCCAACCUCCAAAAGCUGAACCUGGAUUCCAACAAGCUCACCAACAUCUCUCAGGAGACCAUCAACACGUGGAUCUCGCUCAUCUCCAUCACUCUGUCUGGGAAUAUGUGGGAAUGUACUCGCAGCAUCUGCCCUCUCUUCACUUGGCUUAAGAACUUCAAGGGCAGCAAGGAGAGCACCAUGAUCUGCGCCGGCCCCAAGCACAUCCAGGGCGAGAAAGUCAGUGACGCGGUGGAAACCUACAAUAUCUGUGCCGAAAUCCAGGUGGUGGUGACUGAAAGGUCCUACCAGCCACCCAAAACCCCCCAGAGACCUCUCUUCAUCCCCAGGCCUACUGUGUCCAAGCUGGAGAGCGAGCAGGUGACGUCCGCCACGCCCAGCCCCUCCGCUGCGCUGCCGACGCCGGGGCUGGAGCCGGACUACGAGCACGUCUCCUUCCACAAGAUCAUUGCGGGCAGUGUGGCUCUCUUCCUCUCCGUGGCCAUGAUUCUGUUGGUUAUCUACGUCUCCUGGAAGCGUUACCCGGCCAGCAUGAAGCAGCUGCAGCAGCACUCGCUCAUGAGGAGGCGCAGGAAAAAGGUGCGGGAGUCAGAGAGGCAAAUGAGCUCUCCCUUGCAGGAGUAUUAUGUGGACUACAAGCCAACAAACUCUGAGACCAUGGAUGUAUCAGUUAAUGGAUCUGGGCCCUGCACCUACACCAUCUCUGGCUCCAGGGAAUGCGAGGUUCCUCACCACAUGAAGACUUUACCCUACUACAGCUACGACCAGCCAGUGAUUGGGUACUGCCAGGCUCACAAACCUCUCCAUGUCAACAAGGGAUACGACUCCAUGUCCCGGGAGCAGGCUGAGACAACCAACCUGGAGCUCAGCCGGGACCACAGCUUCAUCGCCACCAUCGCGCGCUCGGCCGCCCCGGCCAUCUACAUCGAGAGGAUACCAAACUGA
Indicator indicator is the source of this 1860-nucleotide messenger RNA. It is a transcript of the gene LRRTM4, whose product is annotated as leucine rich repeat transmembrane neuronal 4. The transcript has 3 exons. The record is from RefSeq and is a predicted model, not a curated record. Gene Ontology annotation, cellular component: plasma membrane. Gene Ontology annotation, molecular function: protein binding. Lineage: Eukaryota; Metazoa; Chordata; Aves; Piciformes; Indicatoridae. The coding region runs from base 1 to 1860 and encodes 619 amino acids.